Messenger RNA from Coturnix japonica (Japanese quail), 3148 nucleotides. Lineage: Eukaryota; Metazoa; Chordata; Aves; Galliformes; Phasianidae. The record is from RefSeq and is a predicted model, not a curated record.
AUGCGUAGGCGCGUUUGGAAAUGCUCGGUCCCUUCCACCUAUGUCGUGUCACUGCGGUUUCAGUGGCCUCGGGGCCACAAACGGCACUGCCCCAUCAUCACCGCGACGACGGCCUGCUCCGGCCCCCCCGUCCCAAUGGGCGGAGCGGCCGGGCCCGUCCCCCGCGCGGCUCAGGUGCCGGCGAGAGCCCCGGGGCCGCCCCGCGGAGCCGCCGGCAGCGCCUCGAGCCGCGCCCGCCCGCGCGCCCAUUGGCGCGCCGCUGCUGAAAUAGAGAAGCGGGCGGGAGCCGCGGCCGUCAGCCGGUCGAGGAGCAGGGCGCAGGGCGGGAGCGCGCGCUGCCGCACAUAUGCUGCGCCCUGGGCCGUCCCUGGCGGUCAGGCGCUGAGCCCGCCGGGCGCAGGCCAGACGGCGAAGGGCGAGGCGGGGGCGACGGGCGGGCGGUAAGAGCGCGCAGCGCGGAUCCGGCGGCCGCAUGAACGCUUAUGGUGUUGGGCGAAGGACGAGCGCAAAGCGCUGCGCGCAAACCGGACCUGGCACACCGCGAGCCUCGAGGGGCCAAGCUGCUGAGGUAAAUCGUGGAAGGCGCUGUCGCUGUCGGAGAAGUGCGAUCCGUUCGUGGAGGAGCCGACGGGUCUGCGCGUGCAGCAACAUGGCAGGACCCGCCCAUCCACUAAGUACCGUCCGCGGCGGCGGAAGCAGGUGAAGCGGCUGAAGCGGGCGGAGAGCGGCUUCCCCCAGCACGGCCCGGCCGAGGCGGCGCCGCCCGCGCUGGUCCCCGACGGAGGCGGAGGCGUCGGCGGCGUCGGUCCGUGCGCCGAGAGCCUGGCGCUGCCCUACGCGGAGCGCGGCUACGCGGCGGGGCCGGCGCGUUACCGGGACUGCCGAGCGUAGGCGCGUCGCUUGCGCUUCGGGCUGCCCACGCCGGACCCGUCCCCGCUGGACGCGGCGCACGGCGAGGUGCCUUUCUUCGCGCCGGGGCCGCUGGACGAGUGCGCGCCGGGGCCCUACGGCGGCUACGGCCCGCGGCGCCGGAGACUUCAGGCUGCGGGAGCGGGGCCGGGCGAGAGCCCCGCGGGGGCGGCGCUGCGGCGGCACCAGCAGCAGCAUGCAACCCGCACAGCGCCUCGCAGCCCCGUUGCCGGCGAGCUGGGGCCGGGCCGCUCUGCACAAGAAGGGCUGCUGGUCUGCCCGGCCGCCUCGCACUACUACGGGCAGCUGUGCCCGGGCCGCGGCCCGCCCGCUCCCGUGCCCGUGGCCGUGGCGCUGGGCGCGCAGCCGUCCCCGCCGCCCGAGGCCGCGGCGUGCCGGGAGCCGCUGGAGCACUUGCCGCACGACGAGCUGCUGGGAGACGUGGACCGCAGCGAGUUCGAGCAGUACCUGCGCUUCGCCUGCAAAGCCGAGCUGGGGCCGCCCUUCGCGGGCCACGACGUGGCCGGGCUGGCGUCGCCCGAGGCCGCGGGGCCGCUCUCCGCCGUGGUGUCGGACGCCAGCAGCGCCGUCUACUACUGCGGCUACGCCGACGGCUGAGGACUGCGGCGGCACCGAGACGCCUCGCUCCUAUUUAUGUAACUUAUUGGACUGUUCUCCGGACAUAUUCUCUAAGCCCGUCGGGGCUGGAAGUGCCGUUACCGAAUAGAUUCACAGACGUUUUUUCCAUCUGAUCUUGCACUGAUGUGCCUGUGCAGUUACACUUCAGUUGUCAUCCAUACCCAAAACUUGUGUCUUCUUUGCUGCUCUGGUGCUGUUACUCUCUACACGGUUUUAUCCGCUGUUUUUACCUAUGUUCUAUUUACAUAUAGUUUUUUGUACUUCAGGAUAGUAAAUGCCUGUACAGCUCUUUCGGUCGUUCUCUUUGGUCCUACGGCCCUGUAGGGAGAUGCAGCAGCAAUAAAAGCUUUCCUGUCCUGCGGCAGAGUGAGGGGAUUGCAGGUGCUGAGUGAUGCUUCGUUGCCAUAACAAUCUCACCGAAGACGUAGCUGCGUUCCUGCUCCAAUGCUGCAUGGACGGAGCUGUGCCAACGUCUCUCCUCGAGUCAAACACUGUAACUGUGCUGAGUUGUGGUCCUCUUUGGUGAUUUGUGUUGUUUGAAUUCUAUUUUGUAAUUGCCAUCUGGAAUUUAUGUUUUUCAUUAAAUGCAUUGGGGAAAACCUCCUGGCCUGAACUGUCAUCUGUGACAGAAGAAACCAGGUAAGUUUGAGAUGCUGCUUUUAAAGGAACUGAUCUAAUGUAGAUACCUGUGGACUUGAAGGUGAUUUUGCUUUACGAGCGUUUUCUGCUCAAAGCCAAUUGUUUGCCACAUUUCACAAAUGACAUUUAUGCUGCAUUUACAUGUGCUCUUACUUUUAUCACCUACCCCUGAAUAAGUUAGUUCUUUCUGUUGGGCUUCAGACUUCCUCUGGUAGGGUGACAGAAUGCCCAUGUGCUCAUCUCAGUUGCUGUCACUUGACUGAUCGUAUCUAUCAUAUCUGUUAUCCAUUAAGGCAAAUGCUGUUUCAGUGUUCAUCUGUUCUGCCCUCUGACUUUUUGCCUGUGCUAAGAAUGGAGCUACACUCCCAUCUCCCUGUAACUAUGCUUAUGCAGAAAGUAUCUCUGAUGCUUCCCAUUGGAAGAUGCUGACCAGGGCCAGUUGGUGUUAAUUGAUGGGAAUGGUAAGAGGCAUUAAUUCACAUAUGAUGCUUGAAAAGUGGUAUCCGUACCAUCCAUAAUAAAUAAUUGUAGCAUCUGGCGGUAGAUUCUUAGGCUGCUGAAUUGUCAUUGAAGAAAUUCAGCCAAGGUUCCAAUUAUAUAAUCCAUGCUCAGCUUUGUAAAACUUACGGCAACUUUGGUCUAUGAUAACUGCCAUUUGCUGAGCACCUGUCACAUUCAAAGCAUCAGCUGAAUUGUUUUCAGUUAAUCCCAUAGCUGCAUACUUGAGCAGAGGGCAUUCUAUUGUGGAGGAGAAGUCAUUUAAUGUAGUCCAGAGGAAAUCCUGGUACUGUCUACUCCAAUGGAGUUGGGUUUUAAGUGCUGUAAAGUGAACUUCUGACUGCGUGUGAAAUUGAAAAAGCUCAUCUGAAGUUACUGUAACUAUGUAGAACUUCAAUUGUCAUAAAUACAAAUGCAGUUCUCCAAAGUAUCAUUAAAUUGCCUUAACGUUGAGGUAACUGUU